CCUAACCUAGAUAAAGCGUGACGUUUAAGUAAAUAAAAGUGAAACACGUGUUGGCUGUUUAUUGUGAUUAAAGAUUAAUUAUAGUUUAAAAAAUGGGUAAAAAUAAGAAAACAAGGAAAGUUGUGCUGCAGAGGUUUGCAAAAAUGAAAAAAAUGAUAAGUCUAAGUGAUUCACGUAUAAAAAAAGAAAAAAGAGCUGCGCCGGCAAAACAAAAAAAAGAGGAUCCAACUGCGCUAAAAAUCAAAGAAGUACCCCAAGUGUCAUCAGCGCUGUUCUUUGAGUACAAUACACAACUGGGCCCGCCGUACAGGAUCCUGAUAGAUACUAACUUUAUUAAUUUUUCUGUUAAAAACAAACUGGACAUAAUUGAGAACAUGAUGGGUUGUCUGUAUGCAAAGUGUAUUCCCUAUGUGACAGAUUGCAUAGUCGCUGAAUUGGAAAAACUCGGCAGGAAGUACAGCAUUGCACUGAAGCUGAUAAAGGACCCGCGGUUUGAAAGACUGAGGUGUUCGCACAAAGGUACCUAUGCCGAUGACUGUCUGGUACAGCGGGUGACGGCACACAAGUGCUUUAUCGUCGCUACCAAUGAUAAAGAUCUGAAGCAGAGGAUCAGGAAAAUUCCCGGUGUCCCGAUUAUGUACGUCGCUCAGCAUCGCUACACCAUCGAACGUAUGCCAGAUGCCUACGGAGCUCCGCGGAAAUAAUUUAGUUAUAUUUUAUAGUUAUAGUUUUGUAAUUAAGAUACAAUAUACACUUUUAUAAAUAUUAA
Molecule: messenger RNA, 769 nt
Organism: Cotesia glomerata
Lineage: Eukaryota; Metazoa; Arthropoda; Insecta; Hymenoptera; Braconidae
Gene: Bka
Product: rRNA-processing protein FCF1 homolog
Exons: 4
Coding region: 93-704 (203 amino acids)
Cellular component (GO): small-subunit processome; nucleolus
Source: RefSeq, a predicted model, not a curated record